Lucilia cuprina (Australian sheep blowfly) is the source of this 577-nucleotide messenger RNA. RefSeq lists its product as uncharacterized. NCBI's taxonomy places the organism in Eukaryota, Metazoa, Arthropoda, Insecta, Diptera, Calliphoridae. The coding region runs from base 1 to 384 and encodes 127 amino acids. The record is from RefSeq and is a predicted model, not a curated record. The transcript has a single exon.
AUGGAAAGUGAAACCAAAGACUAUAGCAAUAGAAUAAUAAAAAAUAGAGAUUAUAAUGUUUUAGUUGAAAAACUAAAGGAAAAAUAUCCUGAUGCUACUAAAGAAAUGGCAGUAAAAAAGAUAAACGUCAUGCGUACAUCAUAUCGUCGUGAAUUAAAGAAACAAAGAGCAAGUCUAAAAUCUGGUGCUGGCGCAGACGACGAAUAUGUGCCAACUCUUUGGUACUUUGAUCAUCUCUCGUUUCUUAAUGAUCAGGAAGAGUUCAUUACAGGACGAACUACAAUGGAAGAUGAAAUAGAAAGCGGGGUAAGAAAAAAUAAUCAACAUUUAGGUUAUUUAAAAAUUUUAUUUUGCCAUGAAACUGCACCAUUAGUAUUAAAAUAAGUAGAAAAAGUUUCUCUUAUAUAUUUUGCAUUAUUUGUUGCAUUUUUGGAAGUUGAAGCUUUUAGAUUUUGAAGAUUUGGGCCAUUGUGCCAAUCAGCAUAUUCCAUCGCUCCCGUUUCUACUAUUUCAGAGUCAAAACCACCUUCGAAGUAGGUUUGUUCAUUUUCCCUUCUUAAAAAAUUGUGCAAGUAAC